Molecule: messenger RNA, 1774 nt
Organism: Varanus komodoensis (Komodo dragon)
Lineage: Eukaryota; Metazoa; Chordata; Lepidosauria; Squamata; Varanidae
Gene: FBXO5
Product: F-box protein 5
Exons: 4
Coding region: 1-1170 (389 amino acids)
Biological process (GO): regulation of mitotic nuclear division; negative regulation of meiotic nuclear division
Cellular component (GO): nucleus
Molecular function (GO): protein binding
Source: RefSeq, a predicted model, not a curated record
AUGAAGCGUGAUAUUAAUUGUUCCCAUGUUCACUGUGGACUUACACCAUUGAAAUCAACUGGGACAGAGAAAAGAUCAGAAGAUCCAUCUAUCGCUAAUCACAAUGAAGAGUUUUGUAAAGAGUGCACUAAAGAAAGGCUAGUACAUAGUGACCUGCAGCACGAAAGUCCCAAAAAUGUCAGCAUCAAAAGUGAAGGGAAGACCAUACAUAACAAAGAAAACCACCGACUAUUGUGGAGGCAUAUGAAUACCAUUGAAAUGGACAUUGGAAAUGAGGACAGUGGAUAUUCUUCUCUGUUGGGCAAUCAGCCUGAAUCCAGUGAACAUGAUGUUAUAUUGGCAGGAAACAUUAAUGAUACACCAAAUCACAGUUUUAGUCAAAGAAAGAAUUUGCUUCCAGUCCUCCAUUUUGAGGAACUUGUCUGUUCAACUUUGAAGAAAACAUCAAAAAGGAAUCAAAAGACAUGGGCUCAUGUAUUAGACAAGAUAGCUUCCAGACAUAGCAUGGACUUUAUUAAUCUUAUUGGGAAAAAAGUGGGACUAGAUAAGCUGGACAUACUUAGUGAACUAUUCCAUGGGAAAUUCAGACAUCUAUUAGCAAACAUCUUAAGACAUCUCAGUUGCAUGGACUUGAUAAAUGUGGCAAAAGUGAGCACAACAUGGAAGAAAAUUCUACAGGAUGACAAGUGGGCUUUCCAGAUGUAUAAUAAAGCACUAGAAUUAACUUUGACUAACAACGCAAAAUCCUCUGAACAGGCCGAUACGAGGGAAUAUGCUCUACACCGAGAAGCUUUGGCUCCCAUUCAGAAAGUUGAAAUUGCAUCUAUCAGUUAUUCUAAAAAAGGAUCCAGAAUUAAGGCUAACAACCAGAGUAAACAGAACUCUUCCUCUUUCAGCCGACACACACUGUUUUCUGAGGUUGCAAAGACUCUGAAAAAUACCGAAAGCCUGAAAAUUUGCCAUCACUGUGGUUCCCCUGCAAAGUAUGAUUCACAUCUGCAAAGGGCAACAUGCAUCCGUGAAGGCUGUGGCUUUGACUUCUGUACUAAAUGCUUAUGCAGCUACCAUACUGCCAAGGACUGCACAAGUGCAAAGGCUGUGAAACCGUCCUCCAAACUAGGAGCCCUUCCUGGUACCAAAAGAAGUAAGCAGAAUUUACGGAGACUGUAAUCUGUUCCAAAGGUUAUGACUAGUGUAACUUAUAGCUUGUUUUUAGACCUAGAAAAAUGAAUGUCAACUUGGUCAAAGCCAUUUUUAAAAAACCCAAAUAUAUCGUUAAGGUUUGGGGAGUUAUUUUAUUAAAAAUGCUUUUCCGAGAUGUUUUAUCAGCCCUUCUAAGAAAGAUAGCUAAAUUUUUACCUAUGUGUUACCUGGGGAAGUAGGAGGUAAGCUUGUCAUUUUGGAAAGUAAACUGUUAGUGAAAUUUUAUUCGGUUGGAGAAGAGAGGGUAAACUAGGUUUGUUUAAACGUAUUCCCAACUCUUCCUUGCAAUUUUAAUGACUUUCUACAUUGAGAAGCCACAACAGAUAUGGAAUCUAUUUUGCCAUUUACACAAUUUGCAGUUUGUCUUUACAGUUCAAAAUACUUACUAAUAGAGCUUCAUCUGAUUGUUUUCAAAGCACAGAAUGGGAUUGGUCUUACAGCUAGUUUACCGCUUGCUUUUUUAAUUUACUUUUUAAACAAAAUCCUCCCUUGGCAUGUAUAUAUUUGUAAAUAUUUAAAUAUUUGUAUGUCUGUUUAUGCUGAAAAAUAAAUAAAUUUACAAAUUAUAUCA